CCACAGAGGAAGCCUCCAGGAUCCCACGGUGCUUUGCGGGAACGAAGACCGACUGAUUACAACUCAGUUUAGACACACUUUUUUAAUAAAUAUAAAACUAUUUUGAAUAGUUACGCAGUUUUUAUCUCUCGCAGAAAGCCAUGUCCUCCUCCGACGUUGUUGUGAAGAAACGCAAGGCGAAGGUGGUCCGCAGCGAGACAGGCACUCCGGAAGGGAAGCGAGGUCGCGGAGAGGGGGACCAGGAGGUGCGUGUGUACAGUGAGGAGGUGGAGUUAGAUGGCCGUGACCCUGAGAAGGACUACCAGCAGUACAAGCAGACAUGUGACAGUCUUGCCAAACUCAUGGAGGAAAUCCAGGAUCUGAAAGCCCAAGGAGCCAAGGAUGGGUGUGCAGAGGUGGAGGAGAAACGCAUGCAGAGCUGCAUCCACUUCAUGAGUCUGAAGAAGCUCAACCGCCUGGCUCACAUGAGGCUGAAGCGAGGCAGAGACCAGACUCACGAGGCUAAGCAGAAAGUGGACGGGCUGCACCUGCAGCUGCAGAACCUGCUCUACGAGGUCAUGCAUCUGCAGAAGGAAAUCAGCAAGUGUCUGGAGUUCAAGUCUAAACACGAGGAGAUCGACCUGGUGACUGUGCAGGACUUCUACCAGGAGGCUCCCCAGGACAUCGCCCGGCCCUCCCUGACCCGGGACGACCCCCACCAGCUCACCCUGGCACGCCUGGACUGGGAGCUGGAGCAGAGGAAGAGGUUGGCUGAGCAGUACAGGAACUCCCAGUCGUCUAAAGAGAAGAUCCUGAAGGCCAUUGAGGUGAAGAAGGAGCACCUGAACAGCCUCCAGCCUGGACUCAACGCCAUCAUGCAGGCAUCCCUCCCAGUGCAGGAGUAUCUGUCCAUGCCGUUUGAGCAGACUCAGAGGCAGACCGAGAUCGCCCGCCACCUCCCCCCGCCUCUUUACGUCCUGCUAGUGCAGGCCAGCGCUUAUGGACAGGCCUGCGAGAAGAACCUGAGUGUGUCUAUUGUUGGAGAUGUGGACGAGGCCAAGGCCCUGUCUAAGCCUCCUGAGGACUCCCAGGAUGACGAGAGUGACUCAGAUGCUGAGGAGGAGCAGGAGAAGACGAAGAGGAGGAGGGCCACCACAGGGGGUCAGCUGGACGACAAGCGCCGGGUGAUGCUGAAGAGACACCCCCUCUCCCUCCGCCUGGACAUCAAGUGUAAAGACGGCAGUGUUCUCCAGCUGUUCUUCUACUACCUGAUGAACCUCCACAUCAUGACCGUGAAGGCCAAGGUCUCCACCACCGUCGACCUCACCUCCGCCAUCAGCGCAGGGGAGCUGUUGAACUCGGACACACUGCUGAACUGCCUCUUUGCUAACGACCAGGGACAGGAGACGCCCAACCCAGCUAACCGCUAUCAGUUUGAUAAAGUGGGCAUCACCACGUUCGGGGACUACGUGGCCGAGCACGGCCACCCCUACGUCUGGGUCCAGAACCUGGGAGGACUGCAGUUCCCCUCCGACACCCCACAGAGUGCGCGUGCGGGCAGCUGUCUGAGUGCUAGUCACAUGGAGACCACGAUGAAGCUGCUCAGAGGACGAGUGCAGUCACGCCUGGCCCUGCACAAGCAGUUCUCCUCACUGGAGCACAGCAUCGUUCCAGUCUCCAGCGAGUGCCAGCAACUGUUUCCUGCUAAGGUGCUCUCUCGCCUGGCCCGCUGGACAACCAUCACCCACCAGGAGUACACGGAGCUGAGCCACACGCAGCACGUGAGCGAGGCGGGCCUGGCCCGGGACACGGACCUCUUCUUCCUGGCCGUGGUGGAGAGAGGCACAGCUCGUCUCCAUGCUGCUGUGGUGCUGAACCCUCGCUACCCAGAAGUCUCUCCCCUGUUCUCUCUCGCGCUCAGCUGGAAGGGCGAGCGCAGUGGCCGCUCCGACGACAACCUCAGGGCCAUCGAGAGCGAGGUGAACGUGUUCAAGGCGGAGCUGCAGGGCCCCCCCCCGGGACACCAGCUGCUGACCAAUCAGGUGGCUCGUCUGUGCGUCUGUCUAGACGUGUAUUUGGAGACGGACGGGCAGGAUGACAGCGUGGAGGGCCCGCGGGAGUUCCCUCGCGAGAAGAUGUGCCUGCGCACCGUCAGGGGUCCCAAUCGUCUGAAGCCCUUCAAGUAUAACCAUCCUCAAGGCUUCUUCAGUCACCGCUGACCCGCACCUCAACUUGACCUCUACUCCCUGUUAUUAGGCCGUUAACUAGCUUAGGACUCUAGCACCCUCAUACAACUUUGUUUUUGUUUUUUUAUAUGUACAACUUUGUGUCAUUUAGACAAUAAAAUUGUGUUAUUUUCAUCACAAA
Messenger RNA from Hypomesus transpacificus, 2346 nucleotides. It is a transcript of the gene thoc5, whose product is annotated as THO complex 5. Gene Ontology annotation, molecular function: mRNA binding. The record is from RefSeq and is a predicted model, not a curated record. NCBI's taxonomy places the organism in Eukaryota, Metazoa, Chordata, Actinopteri, Osmeriformes, Osmeridae. Gene Ontology annotation, biological process: mRNA export from nucleus; positive regulation of DNA-templated transcription, elongation. Bases 141 to 2198 code for a protein of 685 amino acids. Gene Ontology annotation, cellular component: THO complex part of transcription export complex. The transcript is spliced from 20 exons.